CUCGAAGCACCACAGAAACUGGAGUGCCCGAAAAGCAGCUAGCAUGAGUAGCAAGAUUUGCCAAUAGGAGCGAGGCAAUCUCACCUUAUCCACACGCCCACCACAAUCUUAAAUUACAUCCAUCAUCCCACCACUCCACAUCAUCCAUAGCGCCAAGCCAAAGAAAAAAUAAUACUAAUACUAACAAUAACAACCCACGAAGCUUAGGCCUUGCAAAGUAAGUUCAUUUGACUCUCACAAACCUUGCAUCCAUCCACACAUGGCUGGCAUGAACUCUAGCGUAUUGGCCUGUAGCUAUGCCAUAUCUGGUGCAGCAUGCUCCGAGCUCAAUGGGAAGGUCACUUCCGUGGCCUCUGUUGCAUCCUCUGGCUACAAGUUGCCAUUGAUCAAAUGUGAGGCCAGAGUUCCCAAAGCCAAAGAAUCUGAAGGAAGGAGAGGUGCCCUUGUUCUCUUGGCAGCUACCCUUUUCAUCUCUGCAGCCUCCAAUUCUUCUGCCAAUGCUGGGAUCAUUGAUGAUUACCUUGAGAGGAGCAAGGCUAACAAGGAAUUGAAUGACAAGAAGAGGUUAGCUACUACUGGAGCAAACUUUGCAAGAGCAUACACCGUGGAAUUCGGUAGUUGCAAGUUCCCUGAGAACUUCACUGGUUGCCAAGAUCUUGCCAAACAAAAGAAAGUGCCAUUCCUUAGUGACGAUUUGGAGCUUGAAUGCGAAGGAAAGGACAAAUACAAGUGCGGUUCUAAUGUUUUCUGGAAAUGGUGAAAGGAGGCAACCUUUUAUGCCCAACUGCGAAUUAUUCGCUUUGCGAUGUACCUAACUGCUUGAAUAUAUACCAUAUUUUUCUGCAUUGCUUUCAGUUAUUAUAUUGUUGGUGUUGGAUUUUAGUUGUUGAAGAAAAUGUGUGAAUUAGGCGGCUA
Molecule: messenger RNA, 915 nt
Organism: Glycine soja
Lineage: Eukaryota; Viridiplantae; Streptophyta; Magnoliopsida; Fabales; Fabaceae
Product: photosystem I reaction center subunit N, chloroplastic-like
Exons: 3
Coding region: 260-760 (166 amino acids)
Biological process (GO): photosynthesis
Cellular component (GO): chloroplast photosystem I
Source: RefSeq, a predicted model, not a curated record